Molecule: messenger RNA, 426 nt
Organism: Brugia malayi
Lineage: Eukaryota; Metazoa; Nematoda; Chromadorea; Rhabditida; Onchocercidae
Gene: Bma-frh-1
Product: Frataxin-like domain containing protein
Exons: 3
Coding region: 1-426 (141 amino acids)
Biological process (GO): iron incorporation into metallo-sulfur cluster; intracellular iron ion homeostasis
Cellular component (GO): mitochondrion
Molecular function (GO): 2 iron, 2 sulfur cluster binding; ferroxidase activity; ferric iron binding
Source: RefSeq, a predicted model, not a curated record
AUGUUAAGACGACGAUUGUUCACGGCAUUGGUAAAUAUGCGACCUUUUCUUAAAGAACGACAUCUGAGUUCUGAAUUAUCAGAAGAUGAAUAUGAAAAAUUAGCUAACGAAACGUUGAACAAAUUAGCAGAUUAUCUGGAUUCUUUUCCCGACAGAUUUAGCUGUGACAGAGAUUAUGAUGUAAACUCGUCUAUGGGUGUCGUUACGGCUAAAAUAGGUCGAAAGGCAGGUACUUAUGUUAUCAACAAACAAACACCAAAUCGACAAAUUUGGUUAUCUUCACCUUUGUCCGGUCCAAAACGGUUUGAUCUGGUUGAUCAAAAAUGGAUAUGUACACGCGAUAAUAUAUCACUGGAUAUCUUGCUGAAUAAUGAAUUCCGAAAGAUUUUUGAAACAGAAAAGAUUGAUUUUAGUAUAUGUUUAUAA